This is a messenger RNA of Ostreococcus tauri, 1569 nucleotides long. Its product is annotated as SANT/Myb domain. Bases 1 to 1569 code for a protein of 522 amino acids. The record is from RefSeq and is a predicted model, not a curated record. The transcript has a single exon. NCBI's taxonomy places the organism in Eukaryota, Viridiplantae, Chlorophyta, Mamiellophyceae, Mamiellales, Bathycoccaceae.
AUGGAUCCGGCGACGCUGUUCGCGAUCGAGGAGCUCGCGCGGGCGAACGCGCCGGCGUCCACGCUCGGUGAACUCCUCGGUGCGAUCGCGCGUGGGGUGGAGACGCGGGGUGAUGCCCCGGGGAAGCUGCGGGCGUACUUUUAUUUGUACCGCGCGCGAGCGAGGGUGGAGGGGAGCGAUGAGGCGGAGGACGCGCGCGCGGCGCUGAGAGAUUGCGCGGCGGCGGUGUUCGGCGACGACGACGAUGACGAGGGGUUGAUCGAUGAUGAAGGUGAGGCGUUUGAUAAGUACGUGUCUUGCUGCGAACGGGCGAUCGCGAUCGCGAAGGUUGAGCGAGCGAAGGAGGGAAGGGACGACGGAGGCGCGGAUGUCGGGGCGGCGUUGCGAGAGGAGCUCUUGGGCGUGCACGGAAAGCCGAGUGAGGGCGCGGGGACGAAGAUGUGGACGAAGAAGCACUCGAAGGAACUAAUGGAGUGCGUCGAGGCGUUGUUGGACGAGAUUCGGCGGAAGACGACGAGUUUGAUGAUCGUGCAAGAAAACGUGGCGACGUCGUAUUAUCGACCGAAGCACGCGCCGCAGCUGACGCCGCGAUCGCUCGGAAAGGAGAACGCGCGCGCGGUGAGCCCGCGGAGGGAUUGGGUGGACGUCGGUAAGAAGGUCGCGCCGUCGCCCGCGAAGACGCCGCCGCGUAAGUUUACGCGAUCCAAGUCACCCGAGUCAACCGCGAAGGUGUACGUGUCGCCGGCGAGGCGUUUGCUCGGAAGCGUUGCGUCCUUCCUCUCGCGUUCGUUGUCACUCGGUCGGCAAUCCAGUGAAGCUACGACGCACGCGGAUGACGUUCCUCAGUUGCCGAUGGCGGCGGAUGAUGAUGAAGAUGACGACAUCUUACCGACACAAGUGCCAGCUGCUCGUCCGAGUCCCCCAAAGAGCGGCAGAGGCAGGCCUAAGGUGGUCGUACCGCCACCGGUUCCGAGCCCGAAGAAGAGUCCGGAGAAGAGAUCGAGUCGAUCUGGGAAGCGCACACUGGAAGAACCGACUUCGGACGAUGACUACGAGGAUCUCGACGUCACGGCGACGCAAGUCACAGAGUUGCCUCAGUCGCCUAGACCAUCCGCACCAAAGUCGCCACCGAAGAAGCAGAAGACGUCUACUAACGCAACGGCGACGUCUUCGAUGCCUAAAUCGUCGCAACCGGCGAAGAAGCGUCUUCGUUCAGUGCCCGUCGAAGAUGACAUCGAGGACGUCGAAGUGCCGACCGCACCGGCGUCUCCCGCGCUCGGCGCAGCUCGACCGACGUCGCCCAGCCGGACCGUCGUCGUCCCUCGCCCUAACUACGCUAAAGUCCGACGUCGUAAGACGAAAUUCACGCCGGAAGAGGUCGCGGCACUCCGCCAGGGCGUUAAAGUGUACGGCAAGGGCGCGUGGGCAAAAAUUUUGCAGGCGCACCACGCCGUCUUCGACACGCAUAAGCGCACACAGGUCGACCUUAAGGACAAGUGGCGCAACAUCGAGAAUAAGGAAGCGAAAGCCGUAAUGAUCGCCCUCGCGAAUUCCGCCGCGCGAGCGUAG